Ramularia collo-cygni is the source of this 1059-nucleotide messenger RNA. RefSeq lists its product as uncharacterized. Lineage: Eukaryota; Fungi; Ascomycota; Dothideomycetes; Mycosphaerellales; Mycosphaerellaceae. The record is from RefSeq and is a predicted model, not a curated record. The coding region runs from base 1 to 1059 and encodes 352 amino acids. The transcript is spliced from 2 exons.
AUGUUUGCCGCGCGAGCCAACCAAGAGAACGCGAUUCAUCAACCGCAAAACAUCAAAUCCCUCGCUCCAAAAACGCCCAGCGGCAAAACUCCAUUUCGAGGUGCAGGCAAGAAGGAUGGCGACGAGAAUGCCCUCCAACUCCCUGGAAAAGCUGGAGCUGGAGGCAAACCCGACCGUAAUGCCUUUGUGACGCCAGCCAACCCUCGCACCCGUGCUCCUCUCGGCAACAAAACCACAAACGUCAAAGCCGCUGCUCUCCAACCCACUGUCACGAAGCCUCCUCCAACCAACAGCGCCACCAAGCCCCGUCGUGCCCACCCGAAGAUCAUAGUUCAUGCUUCGACCACAGUCCCGGCCGAGGAGAAUGUUCUCGAGCGAGAGAUCGAAUACAUGCCACCUCGAGAAGUCCCCAUGAGAGACCAUGAACUGGAUGAUGAGAUAUUCCCCCAUGACCGCGAUCUGAGCUAUUUGCAAGGAAAGAACCUGACACGAGGAUGGUGGGCAGAGUAUGCGCCCGAGCCAAAGGAGGAUGAUGGAGAGUUGAGUGAUUUUGGUGAGAAGCUCAAGAAAGCGGAGAAGAAGAGAAAGGAGGCUGCUAUGGGCAGCGUCAAGGCGAGGAGUGCUGUCGGUGCACUUUCGAAGAGGACUACCACGGCUACUCCUGUUGGCAGUGUCGCUGGACGGGAGAGGAAGCCACUUGCUGGAAUGACGGCGGCAAGGGAGAGAAAAACAUCAACUACCGCGCUUGGAAARCCUUCUUCGAUGAGAGGUGGACCUGCACCUGGAAAUCCACGCUUCACGGCUGCAAGGGUGGCCUCCAACAGUACAAUCGGCUACUCCAAAGGUCGGGUCGUCUCGCGCCCUAGACUCCCAUCCAUGGCGAAGCCAGAGGAGAGGAAGACGACGUUGGACGACUUGUUGACGGGAUUUGGAGACCUGAAUGUCGAUGAUGCCGAGGCGGAGGCAUUGGGUCUUGGUGGUCACAAUGGAGAAGAGAUUCAGGAUGAGAACGAAGAGGGUGAGGUCUUCCAGCUGGAGGCGUUGAGUGAGGACGUUUGA